AUGUUUACUAGCUAAAAAUAUUAAUCGAGUGAGAUUAACUAGAUACACAAUAUUUUCCUGGGCACCUUUAUCAUUGUUAUACCAAUUUAAAAGAGCUGCCAAUAUUUAUUUCCUAAUUAUCACUAUAUUCACCUUCAUGCCUUUCACCCCUAAGGGACAUUUUUGUUUGUCCUUGUCCUUACAAUGCUAAGAGAGGGCUAUGAGGAUUAUCAGAGAUACAAGAUGUAAAAUGAUCUGAACAGUAAAUAGUCGAAAAUUAAAGCAGGCUAAAUUAUAAAACUUGAUAAAGAUUCAGAAAUCCCAGCAGAUAUUCUAACGAUUUACUCUACUAACAUAUCAGGAUUGGUGUUUGUAGAUACGAUGGCUCUUGAUGGAGAAACAAAUCUGAAAGAAAAAAUGGCAAUUUGUGAAACUUUCGAUGAGAAAGGUAUUGCAAACUUGCAUGGUGAAGUAACUUGUGAUGCUCCGAAUGAAUUGCUAGACUACUGGGAGGGUUUUGUUAAUUCUUAAGAUAUUCCCUAAAAGGCUCCUUGUACUAUAAAAAACUUAAUGCUUAGAGGAUCCUAUGUUAGAAACACCACUCAUGCCUAUGGAAUAGUAAUGUAUACUGGAAUGUAAACAAAAAUACUUAAAAAUCUAAAAAAGCCUCCUCAUAAAGUUAGCAACAUGAUGAAAAAGAUGAAUUAAAUGCUGUACACCGUAUUUGUUUUCUAAGUUGGUAUAGUUGUGCUAUACUCAUCCUUGAAUUAUAAAUGGGCUUAAGAAAACUUUGGAAAUCAUGACGAAACUGGAAAAGAAGCUGAUCAAGCAACGUUUGUAGACACCUUUUUAAUAUAGCUUUUAGUUUUCUGGGUUGCUUACUCUCAUCUAAUACCAAUCAGUCUUUAUGUUAUCAUAGAAUUGUUGAAACUUGGAUAGAGUGCAUUAAUUAAUCGAGAUAUUCAAAUGUAUGAUAAGGAGAACAAAAGUUUUUCAUUUUGUAGAAACUCAGAUCUUAUUGAAGAACUCGGCUAAGUAGAAAUGAUAUUUAGUGACAAAACUGGAACACUUACAAUGAACAAGAUGAUAUUUAAGAAAUGCUAAAUUAAUGGUGAAAGAAUGGGGGAUAUUCAGACUGCAAGAGGAAGUGAGAAUGGUGAUCCAGAUGAUGGAAUGAGUAGUUCAGGCAUUGCUAGAGUCAAAGAAAAGCUAAGAGAAGAGAGUAAAAGAUACUACAAGAGCUUAAAAACAUUAGAUGGUGAUAAAUCAAUAUACAAUUAUCCUCAUAUGAAUUUCGCGAAGGUACUAGCACUUUGUCAUACUGUCGUCUGUGAUAAUGAUCCCUUAACUAAAGAACACAAGAAAGUGCAUGAGUGUUAUAAUUUGAAAAAUAAGGUGACAUCAGAUCUAAAUAAAUAUUCAUCUGAAGGUUUGAGAACCCUAGUUAUGGCAAUGAGAUAAGUACCAGAAGAAGAAUACUAAACCUAUUAUAAAAUCUAUUCUAAACUAGUUAAUUCUAACAGUCCUUAUAAAGAUAAGAAAAUUACUGAGUUAUACAUGAAGAUGGAGAAAAAAUUAAGGUAUCUUGGAUGUACAGCGAUUGAAGACAAAUUGCAAGAUGGAGUACCUCAAACAAUUGCAAUGCUAAUCAAAGCAGAUAUAAGAUUUUGGAUGCUGACGGGAGAUAAACUAGAAACAGCUAUUGAAAUUGCUAAGUCAUGUAGAAUAAUCUUAGAGGGUAAUCAAGUAAUGGUAUUAUCUACCAAUGACUUUGAAAUAUUGAACAGACAUUUAGACAAUCAGAUUGAAAUUCUAGGAUUAGACGUUACAAAAAAGGUUAAAUCCUUGAAGAAUUUCGACUAAUAAGGACUUGUUAUUGCUAUAGAUGGCAGUACUCUAAGCUUGGUACUUGAGGAUCCUGAGUUAGAACAGAAAUUUUUUUACGUUUCACUUGUUGCAAAAUCAGUAAUAUGCUGCAGAGUUUCACCUAAGUAAAAAGCUGAUGUUGUCAGUCUAUACAAGAAAAGAGGUAGCUGGGUAACAUUAAGCAUCGGUGAUGGUGCUAAUGAUGUAUCAAUGAUUUUAGAAGCGAAUAUUGGAAUCGGUAUUAAGGGCAAAGAGGGUACAUAAGCUGUGAGAAAUGCUGAUUAUGCCAUUUGUCAAUUCAGAUAUAUACAAAAGCUUAUACUUGUUCACGGGCAUUGGGGAUAUCGUAGAGUUUCAAAAAUGAUCUGCUACUAUUUCUAUAAAAAUGUAGUACUUGUUUUUACUGAACUUUAUUUUGCCUUAUUCAAUGGAUUUUCUGGGUAGAUAUUCUUUGUAGAUUGGCUUCCAAUGCUUUAUAAUGCUAUAUUCACAAGCUGGCCUUGCCUUUUUGCAUUUAAUUUUGAGCAGGACAUAAAUCCUCAUUAUAUAUACAAGCAUCCAGUUUGCUACAAAUCUGGAUAAUUAGGAAUCUACUUUAAUUUCAAGAUAUUUUGGAAGCAGAUUUUACUUGCAAUAUGGCAUGGUUUAUGCUGCUUCUUUAUACCAAUGAUGAAUGGAAAUAUGAAUCCGGAACGAUCUGAUGGAUCAACAAGCGAACUAUGGCUUACUUCUACAAUUACAUUUACAAUUAUCAUUCACUUGGUUAGCUACAAACUAUUUUUGGAAUCAAGCUUUUGGAAUGUUUUUUCAUUAUUGGCAGCUGUGAUAUGUGUUCUGUUUUAUUAUGUUGUUUGCUUUGUAGGCAGUUCUGAUGCAGUAUCAUCAUUUCUUUAACCUUAAUUGAAUGGGAUGAUGAUGCAAAUCUUCUCAUUUUCUAAGUUCUACCUCAUGGUUGUAGUAGUUCCAGCCAUAUGCCUCAUCCCUGACUCAAUACUCAAGCUUUAAAGGGCAAUUUUCAACCCUUUACCUUCGGAAAAAAUCAUGAUGGAGUAGAAAAAAAACCCAACUUACUCAUACUUUGAAAAUAUUAUCAAGAAUGAUCUGAGUGUAUUCAUAACAGAUGUAUUCAAGAAAAAUAAGAGUCAGGGCCAUCUCACCAGUAAAGCUCUAUCAGAGAUGGAGAAGCAAAGUGUUAUAUCUGGAGUUCUCUCUCCCUAAUCAUCUUUUCGCAAUUACAACAAUGGCUCCUAGAAUGAGACGAAUGGCUAAGAGGAUGAUAAAAAUGGCUAUAAAGCAAAUAUAUUACCUGCUAGUCACCGAGUGGCUGGGGACUCAAAAUUUAAAUAGAAUUCUGCAAAAAAGAAGUUUGAUUAAUAGGCAGAUUAAGAAAAGGAAUAAGAAAAUGACGAUGAUAUCGAUUCAGAUAUUGAUUUUGAAGAUGAUAGUGAUGAUGAAGAUGUUGAAGAAAAUGAAGUGGAUAGUGAUGAAGAGGAUACCGAUCAAGGACCAUCAUAAGAGCAUGAAGAUGUUAUUCAUGUAGAGGCAAAGGUAAAGAACCCUAAAAAGUAAGGAAAGAAUAGACUAGAUGAAAUUGAGAGGUCGGUAACAAAGAAGCAAAAGAAAAUGAAGCAGAGGGGCAAUGAGACUACUCAUCAUCUAUUGAAUGACAGCAAUGUUAGUGAUAAUGAAAUUUUGAAUGAAAGUGUAUCCUCAAAGUUACUCCAGGAAAAGAUCAACAGAGAUAUUAAAAAGAAGAAAUUGUAGGAAAAAUUCAAACAGGAAACUUAGGAUGAUAGCAAUGAGAAUGAAAGUAAUGAGCAAGAGGAAUCAUCGGUGUAAGAGACAAUAGAGCGAAGAAGCACAAAAAUAAAAAAGCUAAGUAAAGACAAGAUGAGAGAGUAAAGUUACAAAGAGCGUAAGAAGAAGCUGCUUGAUAAUAUCAAGAAGGAAAUGAAGCAGAAGAAGGAUCAAGAGUAUAAAAUGCUUUAAGCGUCCUACCACUCAACUAAAUCUAACAACCAUCAUAGUAAAUUUUAUCAACUAUCAAAGCAUUUUUUAGUUAUGGAGUAAUUGAAUGAUUUAGCUAAGGAAGCAGAGAAGAAGAAUAAAAAGGAGAUUAACCCUAAUGCUAAAUUUGGUGUAAAGGAUCAUUUGUUUGCUGCAUUCUCUAUAAAUGGAAACAACUAGCCUUUCGGUUCUCAGGCAUCAACUACUGAGAAGAACUUUACAGGAGAUGUGCCUUACCUCCUAAAUAAUCUUGGGCAUUCUAUAGACACAUUUACACCAACACCAUCCAUCUAGAACUCCAAUAGCUAUCCAAGCACUUUCUAACUUCCUCCUGAGAGAAUAAAGGAGGAUGGACAUCCACUAGAGAGAGCUAAGCUUGGUUAAAAGAAUUUAGCCACAUAGAAAAAGACUAAAAAGAAGAAGUACGUCAUGAAGUAUAGGGAAUUAAUAGCACAGAAUGAAACUUAAAAUGCUUUGGAGAACUAAAUAGUAUAAGAUUUCCUUGAGUAACCAUCUGAGUUAGCAUAGUAAAAAAGCUAAGAACAGGUUUAGAAGAUAAAAGAAGUUAAAGAUUUCAAAUUAUGA
Messenger RNA from Stylonychia lemnae, 4437 nucleotides. NCBI's taxonomy places the organism in Eukaryota, Ciliophora, Spirotrichea, Sporadotrichida, Oxytrichidae. The record is from the annotation of a GenBank genome assembly.